AAUUAAUUUAAUUAUGGGUUCUACCUUAUCAAAAAAAUAAAGUAAAAUCUUUGUUUUAGGUGGCAUUGGAUUAGCAGCAGCUUUAAGUUUAACAUAUAUUUUGUAUUUUUUAAAUUCAUUUAGAAAAUCUUAACAAACUGAAGAAUAAGUUUAACCUAAAAUUGAUCAAAUAAAAUAAGAUAAUCCAAAACAAAUUUCAAGUAUUAAAUAUGAAGAAGGAGUUAAAUAAGGCUAUGAUUAAUUAUUCUAAUAAGUUGUUAGAUAAAUAUAAGUAGAAAGAUAAGGAUAAUUGAUUUCACUAACAACGAUUACAUAAAUACUAGAGAAAUCAUUAGAUUUAGCCAAAGAUGAAUAUAGCUAAUUAACUUUGGAAAAUAGAAAAAGUAUUUAAAUAAAUAUUAAUCUUUUAGUAAGAAGAAAAAUAAGAAAAUCACAAAGUGCUUAAUAUUAAUAAAUGGUCUUAAAUUAUAAUGAAUAAGUGGAAAAUUUAUUAGAGAAAAAGUAAAUGGAAAUUUGCGAAGUCUUAAAUAUUUCAGAAGAUGUAUUUUAAGAAAGUGUGAUGUCAUUAAUGGAAAGAGGGUUUUAUUAAUAAUUUUUUAUGAUCUAAGCCUCUAUUAGAUAAAAAAUCAAAGAUUCACUUCCAUCUACCAAAGAUAUUACAGAAGAUUUAUUGAUGAAAAUUAUUCAUUUUUAGAUAGAAUAAUUAAACGAAUAACCUAAAGAAUUAAAAGAUAUUAUUACAAAUUUAUCUGUAAUUAUUUUUUAAUAUAAUUAAAAAGGAAAAUUAAGAAACUUAAUAAUUGAUACCAUUAGCAAUUAAUACUAUUUUAGGAGACUAUGUUUAUGAGAAAUUUGAAAUUGAAGAAGAAGACAUGAUCAAAAUUUUAUAAAAUUAAGGUAAAAUAAUUUAAAGUAUCUAGCUUAUUUUUCUGAUCCUUCAAUGUAAAAUGCUAUGAUGUAAUUGGAAUAAGCUAUGUAUCAAUUAAUGACAUCAAUAGAAGGAGGAUAACGAGUAUGAAAAUAUUAAGCACAUUAUAAAAAUGUUAAUAUGAAUACAUG
Molecule: messenger RNA, 1059 nt
Organism: Paramecium sonneborni
Lineage: Eukaryota; Ciliophora; Oligohymenophorea; Peniculida; Parameciidae
Source: the annotation of a GenBank genome assembly